Molecule: messenger RNA, 2516 nt
Organism: Eucalyptus grandis
Lineage: Eukaryota; Viridiplantae; Streptophyta; Magnoliopsida; Myrtales; Myrtaceae
Product: aluminum-activated malate transporter 4
Exons: 6
Coding region: 263-1978 (571 amino acids)
Biological process (GO): malate transport
Cellular component (GO): plant-type vacuole membrane
Source: RefSeq, a predicted model, not a curated record
CCAUUCCACGCUCAGUUAAUUCUCUUCCAACUGUUCCGAUAGUGUCCUCAACUCUCCGCUGACCCCAUGAACGCGUCUCCAUCUUCGAGUCUCCUUCUCACAUCGCUCGAAUCAUCGCUUCACGUCUCCACCCACUCACUAUUUCUAAGACCCAUUUUGCAGUUCCGCAGGCCGUUCCCAGGAGCAGAGUCGCCACCGUCUUCUCAUUCGUCUGUCUCUCGGCUCUGGGAAUCCCUUUUGACCUUGUUCUUCGUCGUUUCCAAUGGCUGCGAAGGUCGGGUCCUUCAGGCACAGCUUCUUGGAGAGGAGCAAAGAGAGGCUCCUCUCCAGAAAAGAAUACUCUGACUUCGGCAUGACCGACGCGGAUGGGAGCGAUUACGGCGUCAAAUGCAGGUGCUUUAGGUCGAUUUCGGAUUGGGUUGUGAACUGCUGGAAUGGGUUGCAGGAUGUCGUGGUUAAGCUGUAUGAGAUGGGCCGUUCCGAUCCUCGGAAGUUCGUCUUCGCCGUGAAGAUGGGCUUGUCUUUGGCCCUCGUUUCGCUGGUUAUCUUCUUUAAAGAGCCGCUCGCGGAUGUUAGCCAGUACUCCAUCUGGGCGAUUCUUACUGUCGUUGUGGUUUUUGAGUUCAGCGUUGGCGCAACUCUGAACAAAGGAUUUAAUCGGGCUAUUGGGACAUUAUCAGCUGGAAGUAUUUCUCUCGGCAUUGCAGAGUUAUCGGCCAAGACUGGUGAUUUGCAGGAGUCUAUUCUUGUAUUCAGUAUCUUUAUAGCAGGAUUUUGUGCCAGUUAUGCUAAGCUUUACCCGACCAUGAAGCCAUACGAAUAUGGGUUUCGGGUGUUCUUGUUGACUUACUGCAUUGUCAUGGUAUCUGGGACUUCUUCAACAUUUUUCGAAACAGCUUUUUACCGGCUAAUGCUCAUUGCUGUUGGAGCUUUCAUAUGUUUGGUCGUUAAUACAUGUAUCUACCCAAUCUGGGCUGGGGAGGACCUGCACAAAUUGGUUGUCAAGAAUUUCAAGGGUGUGGCUACUUCCUUGGAAGGGUGUGUUACUGGAUAUUUGGAAUGUGUGGAAUAUACGAGAGUUCCUUCGAAAAUACUGACAUACCAAGCUUCUGAUGACCCCCUUUACAAUGGUUACCGAACAGCUGUACAAUCUGUCGGUCAAGAGGAAUCACUGUUAGAUUUUGCGAGAUGGGAGCCACCUCAUGGCCCAUACAAGUCAUUUAAAUACCCUUGGAGAAACUAUGUGGAAGUAAGUGGAGCUCUGAGGCAUUGCGCUUUCAUGGUGAUGGCAAUGCAUGGCUGCAUUCUCUCCGAAAUACAGGCUCCGGCAGAAAAGAGAAAGGUUUUCAGUGAUGAGCUUCAAAGGGUUGGCACUGAAGGAGCUAAGGUAUUACGAGAGCUUGGAAGCAAGGUUGAACGGAUGGAGAAAUUAAGCCCUGAAGACAUACUCUUACCAGUGCAUGAAGCAGCCGAACAACUGCAGAUGAAGAUAGAUGAGAAGUCGUACCUCCUAGUUAAUUCACAGAGCUGGGAAUCCACAUUGCCACCCAAGGAACUCGAAGAUUUGGAGAACUUCCAAGAUUCUAAAGAUGCUGAAAAUAGACAGACAGUGAUACAUUCGUUGAGUGAUAUUUGUUGGGAACCACAGCUCUCGAAUGUGGCUGUCAAUUCACCGCUUCCUGAGUUUGUGUCCUCAGACAGUACGAUCAAGAGGGCGUCGUGGCCACGUCUCUCGUUUAAUGCAAAUCCUUCGCCUAAUGAACUGGAGUCGAAAGUAUAUGAGAGUGCUAGCGCCUUAUCUCUAGCAACAUUCGCUUCACUUCUUAUUGAGUUUGCCGCGAGGCUUCAAAAUCUCGUGGAUGAAUUCAAAGAGCUUAGUGAGAAGGCAAAUUUCAGGGAUCCAGAGCAGCAGCUGGUGCCCAAUGAAGACGUCGGCUUCUGGAGUAGGCUUCUGAGGCAUUUCAGGUCCAGAAACUGAGACAGGUCAAUCUUACUUCCAGGUCGUAUUUGAUAUAAAGUCUUGAAUUUUGUGAGUGUGAUCAGAUAAUACAUGGCUUUGCCUGUGUUUCCAUAAGAACGGAAACUAAGGUUGUGCCAAGAGGCCAUCAUGCGGGGGUCUCUUCCAUGGUAACAUAAGUUGGCUAUUGGUGGGAUAUUUUUUUGUCGCUCCCUGCAAUCAUAUAGUAGGUUUUGUUGAACUUGAACUUAUGAGCAGAGCACGUAUGUCGUGAAUAUGGUUAAUUUGCUUGACCAGAUGAUUGAAUCGGCUUUGUCUUGUCAAGCUAUCGAGGCGAACAGAAACUGAAGAAUGAAAGGAUGGUACCAAAAAAAAAAAAAAAACAAUUAUGUUUCGGAGCUUGCUAAAGAAAAUAGGUAAGAAGGGAAAGCAUCUGUUUCCAUUCGUUCUCAUUAAUUAGAAGGAUUUCGUUGAAGGAGUGAUCCUUUUCUAUGGUAAUCUCGGCUUCCUGUGCUCUGGAUAUUUCACAAAAGUGGUUCCAUAAACAUGUGCUUUUGUA